CGCUGUCAGGAGCCCAGCCAGAAUGAAACUAGCUCACGUAGCCCUGCUCUAUCUCGGCUCCGUGACCUUCUUCGGGGUGGAUGCUGCAAGGGUGGACGUAGCGACAGAGUUCAAAAGAAAAUGGACGAAAUGGGCACUGAGCCGAGCCAAGCGGGACCUGAAGCCUUCGGGCGCGCUCCAAGGGCUGGGGGCAGCCGCCGACGUGCAGCCGCUCAUACGGACCCAGGACGUGAAGGAGGAUCCCCGGGUCUCGCAUCCCAGCAACCGGGAGGAUGCUCACAUCCGCGUCAAGCGCUACCGCCAGAGCAUUAACAGCUUCCCCCACUUCCAAGCCAUCCGCACGGGGUGCCGGUUCGGGACGUGCACGGUGCAGAAGCUGGCCCACCAGAUCUACCAGCUGACCGACAAGGAUAAGGAC
Messenger RNA from Eurypyga helias (sunbittern), 418 nucleotides. RefSeq names its product adrenomedullin (gene ADM). Lineage: Eukaryota; Metazoa; Chordata; Aves; Eurypygiformes; Eurypygidae. The annotation marks the transcript as partial. Gene Ontology annotation, biological process: regulation of systemic arterial blood pressure; adrenomedullin receptor signaling pathway; positive regulation of heart rate. Gene Ontology annotation, cellular component: extracellular region. The record is from RefSeq and is a predicted model, not a curated record. The transcript has 4 exons. Gene Ontology annotation, molecular function: hormone activity; adrenomedullin receptor binding.